AUGCCCAAUGUGGAGGCACUUCAGGACUCGGAGCACAAGGAACACUAUGAGCUGCUGCGCAUCUUCAGUUUUGGCACGUACAACGACUACGUGGCCCGCAAGGACGAGCUGCCUGAACUCACGCCGCAGCAAGUGAACAAGCUCAGAAAACUGACGGUGGUGUCUCUCGCACUUAGAUUUAAGAAUAUCCCGUACGACACGUUGAUGCAGGAUCUCGAUGUGUCGACGGUGCGCGAAGUGGAAGAUAUCCUCAUCGACACUAUCUACUCUGGAUUGAUUCAAGGCAAACUGGACCAGAAGUUGCGAUGCUUCGUCGUCAAAUAUGCGGUAGGACGCGAUACGCGCCACGAAUAUAUCGACGACAUGAUUCAGAAGCUCACGACUUGGAAAGAACAAUCUGUUGAGAUCUGCGAGAAGAUUAACACCAUUCUCACAUUGGCGGAGAAGCAGCAGGAGGACGAAAAGACGAGGGAGGAAGGCAUUCGAACUAAAAUUGCUUCCCGAGCAAGUGAGCGUGGCAAGGGCUUUGCUUCUAGUGGCGCUGGUCUCCGUCCAGGCGAAGACUUUGCUCUGUACGCGGAGGCUGGACCUCGACGAGGAGCACCAUCCAAGCAGCGUAUGCACUCGAUGGGCCGCAAAGGUCGGAUUCAAUCGAGCAUGACAAUUCCAAGCCACGGUCAGCACCAUGGCGCGCAACGCAAGCGUCCAAUGCAGACAUCACGCCCAGGAUUUAAACAGCACAAGAAGCAUCAACACCGCUCUAUUAAUCCCAAUCCUGCUGUCUCGGAGCUGCAACGCACUCGCCAGCGCCUCCCCAUCUACGCACACCGCAGUAAAAUCAUCGAGGCAGUUAAUGACAAUCAAGUGGUGAUCCUUGUAGGCGAGACGGGAAGCGGUAAGACGACGCAGAUCCCGCAGUAUAUUUGGGAGAGCGAUCGUGCUCAUGCACGUGUAGCCAUCACGCAGCCACGUCGCGUCGCCGCCAUCACGGUGGCUCAACGUGUGUGUGAAGAGGCCAACCGCGGACCUCUGGGCGACUCCGUCGGCUACUGCGUCCGUUUCGACGACACGACGUCCAAGAACACGCGACUCAAGUUCAUGACGGACGGUAUGUUGGUACGAGAAGCGCUGCUGUCCCCCACGCUCGAGAGGUACUCGGUGGUAGUGCUGGAUGAGGCCCACGAACGUACACUGCAGACGGACAUCUUGUUUGGCAUUGUCAAGCGCGCCAUGCGCAAACGUAAAGAUCUUAAGGUAGUGGUCAUGUCUGCUACAUUGGAUGUGGCGCUGUUCAAGAGAUUCUUUCAGGACUUUAAGCCGGCGGUGAUUCAGAUUCCCGGCCGUAUGUUCCAAGUCGAUGUGUUCUACACAGCCAAAACCCAGCCUGAUUAUCUAGACUCGGCGUUGGUUGCAGUGCUGCAAAUUCAUUUAGAGGAGAAGACGAGCAAUGGCAGUAUCCUGGUGUUCUUGACAGGCCAGGAAGAUAUUGAAACGCUGGAGACGCUGCUGGAAGAGUACGCUCGAUCACUACCCGCCGAUGCAUUGAAGCUCAUGGUGUGUCCAAUUUUUGCUGCUAUGCCGCGUGAGCAACAGAUGAAGGUGUUUGAACCGGCACCUGCAGGAGUGCGCAAGGUGAUUCUAGCCACGAAUAUUGCAGAGACUUCAAUUACUAUCAACGGCGUCCGCUAUGUCGUAGACACGGGGCUUGUCAAGCAACGCUCGUUCGUUGCCUCGAGCGGUAUGGAAAUGCUGCAGACCGAGUCGGUAUCGAAAGCUCAAGCGUGGCAGCGUACAGGUCGCGCUGGUCGAGAGGCUCCCGGCAUUUGCUACCGGUUGUUCCCGGAAGAGACAUUCGAACAGCUUCCAGAGCGGGCGAUUCCUGAUAUCCAACGCGUCAGUCUGGAGGUCGUGGUGUUGCAGCUGAAAAUCAUGGGCAUUGACGAUGCGUUGGCCUUUGAUUUCAUUGAAAAACCUCUCAAGACGUCUCUUGUCAAGGCUCUUGAGAAACUGUACGCUCUGGGUGCACUGGAUAACAAGGGAAAGUUGACCACGCUUGGUCGACAAAUGGCUGGUCUUCCCGUGGAGCCCAUGUACGCUGUGAUGCUCUUGAAGGCGACGGAAUUGGGCUGUGCUGAAGAAGCGCUCAGUGUCGUGGCUAUGUUGUCUGUUGAGUCGAUCUUUUACUCUCCCCGCGACAAAAAGGCAGAGGCAGCGCAGUCCCGUGCUCGGUUCGUCGCGUACGAAGGUGAUCAGAUCACACUGCUGAACGUCUUCAAUGGGUACAUUCAGUGCGGCUCGAAACAGCGCAACAAGUGGUGUCGUGACCACUACAUUAACCAUCGCGCCAUGACGCGUGUGGAGAGCGUGAGAUUGCAGCUUAAAGGUUACUUGGAGAAGCUGGAGCUGCCCAUCGACACGAGCUUCCCUGACAUUGACCCAUUGCGUAAGAGCAUUGUGGCCGGUUUCUUCCUCAAUACAGCAAUGCGGUCCGUCGCUGAGGGUCUGGGUGGAUCCAAGACGGCGUACAAGACCAUGUGCGGACGCUCGGAGAUCGUUAAGGUGCACCCGUCAUCGUCGUUGUUCAUGCGCAACCCGCCGCCCAAGUGGGUGGUGUACAACGAGCUGGUGUUCACGAGCAAGCACUAUAUUCGGUCGGUGCUUGUAAUUGAAAAGGAGUGGCUUGUGGAGCUGGCGCCAACGUUUUUUGCCAAAAAGAACAACACCGAUAAAUAG
Phytophthora infestans T30-4 is the source of this 2733-nucleotide messenger RNA. Its product is annotated as DEAD/DEAH box RNA helicase, putative. The coding region runs from base 1 to 2733 and encodes 910 amino acids. Gene Ontology annotation, biological process: positive regulation of transcription by RNA polymerase I. The transcript has 7 exons. Gene Ontology annotation, molecular function: ATP binding; RNA binding. The record is from RefSeq and is a predicted model, not a curated record. Gene Ontology annotation, cellular component: intracellular anatomical structure; nucleolus. NCBI's taxonomy places the organism in Eukaryota, Oomycota, Peronosporomycetes, Peronosporales, Peronosporaceae.